AUGGGCAUAACAAGUCAUGUAAAGUCAUCAACAGGAAAGAAGAAAUUUCACUGCUUAGUGUGUGGGAAGAGUUUUGCCUACCAGCAUCAUCUGAAAGAGCACCAGCGCAUUCACACUGGAGAGAAACCUUAUUAUUGCUCACUGUGUGGGAAUAGUUUUGCAAGACAGCGCCAUCUCCAAAGACAUCAGCUCAUUCACACAGGAGAGAAGCUGUAUCACUGCUUAUACUGUGAGAAGAGUUUUAGUACCAAUGGUAGUCUCAAAGUACAUGAACGCACUCACACAGGAGAGAAGCCGUAUCACUGCUUACACUGUGAGAAGAGUUUUGCACAACUGAGCCAUCUCCAAGCACACCAGAUCAUUCACACAGGGGAAAAGCCAUAUUGCUGCUUCUACUGUGAAAAGUGUUUUACUACCAAAAGUAGUCUCAAUAUACAUGAACGUACUCACACAGGAGAAAAGCCAUAUCACUGCUUACACUGUGAGAAGUGUUUUACCACGAGUUUUCGUCUCCGAGUACAUGAACGCACUCACAGAGGAGAGAAGCUGUAUUGUUGCUCACACUGUGAGAAGAGUUUUGCACAAGUGAGCAAUCUCAAAACACACCAGAUCAUUCACACAGGGGAAAAGCCAUAUUGCUGCUUACACUGUGAGAAGAGUUUUGCCACCAAUAUUUAUCUCAAAAGACAUGAACGCACUCACACAGGAGAGAAGCCGUACAACUGCUUACUGUGUGGGAAGGGUUUUACUCAAAGCAAUAAUCUUAAAAGACAUCAGAUCAUUCACACCAGAAAAAGCCCAUCUCACUGCUUAUAG
This is a messenger RNA of Neoarius graeffei (lesser salmon catfish), 816 nucleotides long. RefSeq names its product gastrula zinc finger protein XlCGF71.1-like. Gene Ontology annotation, cellular component: nucleus. Lineage: Eukaryota; Metazoa; Chordata; Actinopteri; Siluriformes; Ariidae. Gene Ontology annotation, biological process: regulation of transcription by RNA polymerase II. The record is from RefSeq and is a predicted model, not a curated record. Bases 1 to 816 code for a protein of 271 amino acids. Gene Ontology annotation, molecular function: RNA polymerase II cis-regulatory region sequence-specific DNA binding; DNA-binding transcription factor activity, RNA polymerase II-specific. The transcript is spliced from 3 exons.